Molecule: messenger RNA, 330 nt
Organism: Ectocarpus siliculosus
Lineage: Eukaryota; Phaeophyceae; Ectocarpales; Ectocarpaceae
Source: the annotation of a GenBank genome assembly
AUGUACGAAGCCCUCGAGGCCCCACUCCUGAGCGUCGAAGAGCGCCUAGACGUCCUCUUGCACCUAAAGUGGACCGUCAGCGAGUUCGACUGCCGGCUGACCCGGGACAUCGCGGAGCUGGUCGACAGGGAGGCGGACCUGUUGAGCCGGGGGCGGGGGGAGGCCAGCCUGCGGCCGCUCCGGCAGCGCAUCCGCAACCUGUUCUUGCGGUUCGCGGAGACCCCGGACUUCAACCCGGAGGCCUCGCGGUUCAUUCGAGUGCCGCCCAAGUACGGGAAGCUUACGGACGAGGGGAUGGUGGGCUUGACAGGGGUGGUCUCAUGCAAGUGA